AAUAUGGAGUCUGUGGAAUGAAAUAUGGCAGAAGAGGGCAAACAUGGUGGACCGCCGCCGAGAGUCAUGAGAGCGCCGCGCAACUUUUUGGAAGGCGGACGCCGGACGUUCUGCGUCGCGUUUCACCUCGUAUGUUUUCCCGAGUCGAGGGGAGCAAGUCGUUUGUAAUGCUUUAAGGCACUUGUUGAAUUGUGCGGGGUGUUUUUUUUUCUUUUCUUCCUUUUCUUUUUUUGCGGAGUGAACAAAAAAGGAGAAGGGACAGAGGCGCAAGCGAUUCCCCCACACCCACCGGUCCUGUAGCGUCCCGAGCCGUGUCGUGCCGUCCCGUCCCGGCGGCGCUAUGCCGUGGCUCAGCGGCUCCAAGCGGAGAGAGAGCUCGGAGCUGCCGCUACCCGCCGGCUGGGAGGAAGCCCGGGAUUACGAUGGUCGAGUGUUUUACAUCGACCACAACACCCGGCAAACUUCGUGGAUAGACCCGAGAGACAGGAUUACUAAACCCCUGACAUUCGCUGACUGUGUAGGUGAUGAGCUUCCUCUGGGCUGGGAGGUUGUGUAUGACCAGCAGAUUGGGGUUUACUACAUCGACCACAUAAACAAAACCACGCAGAUUGAGAACCCACGGACGCAAUGGCGCCAGGAGCAGGAGCGCAUGCUGAAGGAGUAUCUGGUGGUGGCACAGGAGGCCCUCAAUGCCAAGAAGGAGAUGUACCUGAUCAAGCAGCAGAGGCUGGAGCUGGCGCAGCAGGAGAUGCAGCUCUUCAACCAGCUUAGCCAGGACGACAACCGCUCCAUCACCAGCUCCCACUCUGGCUCUUCUUCCAAUGCAAAAUAUGACCCUGACCAAAUCAAAGCGGAAAUCGCCUGUAGGCGGGAGCGGCUUUCUAGGCUCAAACAGGAGCUGGCCCAAAUGAGACAGGAGCUUCAAUUCAAAGAAAUGGGAGUAGAAACACUACAAGAAAUUGACCGGAAGAUGUCCAGCAGUCAGACGAAUUAUAAACUGGACGAAGCGCAAGCCAUCUUUAACGAAUUACGCAGCAUAAAGAGGGCGAUCAGCUCAGGCGAGAAGGAGAGGCAGGACCUCAUCCAGAGCCUGGCUAAGCUGACGGGGAAUUUUCACAGCCUUUCUAUCGGUGACUCUGUAAAUGAGGUGUCCACCAGCUCCGUGCCUCUAGGAGAUUCGGUCAGCGGGCAGCAAUACACCGACGCCGGCUGUCAGACUGACCUGAUUGGAGAGGAAUCAUCCCCACUCGUUGACAAAGUCAGGCUCACCUGGCAGUAUGAAGAAGCCAAGAAAAAAGUCUCCAGCAUUCAGCACCAGCUGGCCAAGUUGGAUAGCGAGAGCUGGUCAGGACGCGCCGAGGCCGACCGGGAUCGUGACUGUCUGCAGCUGCUGAAGGAGAAGGAAGCGUUCCUGCAGGAGCUGACCCUCCUCAGUGAGCAGCAUCACACUCAGGAAGUGCUGGACCAGCUGGAAGAGGAGCGACACAGGCUGGAGGAGGAGGUGCAGAAAGCUCAGACCACCCAGAGCCAGGGGGCCAACCAAAGGAUACUGCAGCAAGAGAAGAGAAACGUGUUACUGAGGCAGUUGGAGGAGGCGACUCGCAUCACAACCUAUCUCCACUCUCAGCUCAAGAGUCUUUCAGCCAGCACCCUGACCAUGUCCUCCAGCAGCAGCCGUGGUUCUCUGGCUUCAAGUCGGGGCUCGUUAGCAUCUAGCCGCGGCUCUCUGAGCUCACUCAGCUUUACUGACAUCUAUGGUGUGCCUCAAUACGAGCGCCAGGAGGCCUGCUUGGACAUUCCCGAAUCCACUUGGCGCUACCCCAUGCCUGUGGAGCCUUCCUGCCGAGACGUCUCGUCUGUGCUAGGGCCUAAACGGAUCCACGAGGCACCGCAAUCUCUCACCUCCCUGUCUUCACGUUCUUCUCUCUCCUCCCUCUCUCCACCCAGCUCGCCCAUGGACACGCCAUACCACUCGGGCCCUCCCGACUGCCCCCUGACACAAAUGACAGAGGAGUACAUGGAGCUAGCCGGUCGUGGCUUGGUGAUAGAGGGCCUGCGGAGCCAAACUCACACUCAAACCCAGCAACUAGCUGCUGUUCCUGGUGAAGGAGAGCCAGGAGGCUCUAAUGCAGCUCACCUACUGGAGGUCAAGGGCAGUAGAGAUGGGGGUGUUCAGGGCCUGUACAGCUCUGCAGGUGCAGGAGUGACUCUACGCUCUAACAGUGUGAAGCGGAGCGGUCGCAGAAGGGCUCGCCGUGUCUCUGCAGGCAUGAGUGAAGACGUGUUAGCCACUGACAGCGGUGUGUUUGAGGCUUGGAGCAGAAGGACUGAGGAGACAGAUGAGGUCAUGCUUAGCCGAGAUACAAUCAGCACUCCUGAAUCCCCUCAGGUCCAGCUUGGACUCCUCUAUGAUUCCAGUUCCAUGUCUUUGCUGCUUCACGUGUUCCAGCUGAGAAAUCUGAGUAAGGCCACUAUAAGAGAUGGCUACAAAGUCUUUGUGAAGGUGCAUGUGCUACCCGUAGACUCCAGUCGGCCGUGCACAUACUACUGCUGCAAGGCCCAGGAGCCACGCUCAACCCUCAGCUUUAAUGAGGGUUUCCAGAUCCUGUUGCCUGCAGGGGGUGCAGUCUCCCAUGCUCUGCACCUGCAGCUAUGUGCCCUCGGACCUCUCGGGCACGAUGAACAACUGGGCUCAACUCAGGUGCCACUGGCUGAUUGUGCAAAUAGCACAGAGAUGUUGUUCCAGUGGCACCGUGUGCAGCUGCUGCAGCAGGAGAACCACCGGUCUGAGCCUAGGAGCCUAUGCCAACCUGGACACAGUGUGGACGAGGAAGAAGAGGAGGACGAAGAGCAUAGCAGGGCACAGCUGUCAACUGCAGGUCAGCUGAACGAAGGAAAGAGAGAGCUGGAGUUGAGUGAGGAGGAGCUUGAGAGGAAGGAAGAGCAGGGAGAGGCUGUGUCUGAGAGAAGUUGGCAGGCUGAAUCAGUGGACAGUGGUUGCAGUAACAGCACAGCGUUUGUGUCGCCAUGUCCUGAGGGUCUGUGUGCAGAGGGCUUGUGUAUAGCCACCGGGGGGCGCUGUGUCCCUCAUUCAGAAAGGCCUCUCAAUAUAAAGGUCGACAAGGCAACCAACACAGAGCUAAUGAGAAUGCAGCCUAAGGAAAGGCCAGGGCGCUACGGACACGGCCCCCCAUUCCUGCGCACAAGCACACUGUCACGCUCACACACUUUCUCACCUGGAGCCCGUAGCCAGUAUGUCUGCAGGCUGUACCGCAGUGACAGUGACAGCUCCACUCUUCCAAAGAAGUCCCCCUUUAUUAGAAACACUCUGGAGAGAAGAACACUGAGAUACAAACAGCAGCCUCACCGUUCCUCCCUGGCUGAGCAGCCCACCCGUACCUCCCUGGAUCUGGAGCUGGACCUCCAGGCGUGCCGCACGCGGCAGAGGCAGCUAAGUGAGGAGCUGAACGCUCUAAGAGAGCUGAAGAUGAGGUUGGAGGAGCCGAGUCAAAGCGUCCAAGGGCCUCAGAGUGUCCGUGGUCCAGUGGAUGUACCUCAUUGGGCCCUGAGAGACGAACGCUUCCGCAACCUUCUGCGAGAGGCACACAGACAAGCGAUGCAGAGCAGACAGGAGCAGAGGCAGGAGGAGGCUGCUGAAAGAAGGUUGCGGAAGGCCUCUAAAGAAGUGCUGCAAAUGAGGGGCCAGAGCCACAAAGAGCCGCUCCCAGUGCACACAUUCAGAGAGAAGAUGGCUUUUUUCACUAGACCAAGGUUCAACAUCCCACCGCUGUCAGCCGACGACGUGUAACUCCCUCCUCGACGCCAUACUAUCAGAUAUGAAGUAUUUGUGUUUAUUUUAAUUAUUCUUUGUAACCACGCCCAUGAAGUAAUCAGAGCAACCAUGUAGUUAUUUCAGCACAAAGAACAAAAUGAAAGUGAUGCGAAUUUUAACGUAAAAAAAAAAA
Molecule: messenger RNA, 3965 nt
Organism: Silurus meridionalis
Lineage: Eukaryota; Metazoa; Chordata; Actinopteri; Siluriformes; Siluridae
Gene: wwc3
Product: WWC family member 3
Exons: 23
Coding region: 341-3808 (1155 amino acids)
Biological process (GO): regulation of DNA-templated transcription; cell migration; negative regulation of organ growth
Cellular component (GO): cytoplasm
Molecular function (GO): kinase binding; molecular adaptor activity
Source: RefSeq, a predicted model, not a curated record